Molecule: messenger RNA, 1691 nt
Organism: Musa acuminata AAA Group (dessert banana)
Lineage: Eukaryota; Viridiplantae; Streptophyta; Magnoliopsida; Zingiberales; Musaceae
Exons: 2
Coding region: 104-1471 (455 amino acids)
Source: RefSeq, a predicted model, not a curated record
UUGCCACCUUCACAUUUCACAAGCUGUUGAUUGAUGCUAAUCUGGGCGCCAGGAGUCGGGCUAUAAAGAGCAGCGGCGAGCGCUGAGGCCCAGUCGUAACGCCAUGGAUCCCUGCCCCUUCGUCCGUGUCCUCGUCGGGAAUCUCGCCCUCAAAGGCCCCGUCGCCGCCCGCCCCGCUGGCGGAUCUGGCGUCCACCCCUCCGCCCACCCCUGCUUCGCCACCGUCCGCCUCGACAAGCACCCCUCCCGCCACACCGCCGCCGUGCCGCUCCUCCCCCCGGACGACGCCGACGCGCCCCCGCCUCCCGCCGCCGCCUCCCUCGCUGCUGGAUUCCACCUCUCCAAGGCCGACCUCGACCGCAUCGCCGGGGGAUCCUUCUUCUCCCCUGCAUCGGCCUCCGGUGCCGGGACGGCGAAGCUUAAGGUCGCGAUCUACUCGGGCGGCAGGGGGACCACGUGCUUGUUGAGGUCCAGGAGGCUCCUGGGCAGAGUCUCGCUGCCGUUGGAUCUCAGAGAGACCGCGGAAGGGAGGGCGGUGGUGUUCCACAGCGGGUGGGUUGCACUCGGGAAGGGAGCGUCGGCGGCGGCCAAGGCGCAGCUUUACCUGACGGUGAAGGCGGAGGUGGACCCCCGGUUCGUGUUUGAGUUCGACGGGGAGCCGGAGCGCAACCCGCAGGUGUUCCAAGUCCAAGGCAACAGGAGGCAGCCCGUCUACACCUGCAGCUUUGGCUGCCGCCACCACUCCGGCGACUGGAACUGGGGAUCGAGGUCUGCGCAAUCUGAACCGAGCAGUUCGCGGAGGUGGCGUUCGUCCAUGGGAUCGGAGCGGGAGCGCCUGGGGAAAGAGCGCAAGGGGUGGUCCGUCACCGUCCACGACCUUUCCGGCUCCCCCGUGGCUCUGGCCUCCAUGGUCACCCCCUUCGUCGCUUCUCCCGGCACCGACCGCGUCAGCCGCUCCAACCCCGGCGCCUGGCUCAUCCUCCGCCCCGGCGACGGCACCUGGCAGCCCUGGGGCCGCCUCGAGGCUUGGCGCGAGCGGGGGGGCGGCCCCGCCGGCGACGGCCUCGGCUACCGCUUCGAGCUCCUCCCUGACACCGCCGCUGGCCCCGGCGUCACCCUCGCCGAGUCCACCAUCAGCGCCUCCAAGGGCGGCAAGUUCGCCAUCGAUCUCACCGGCGCAGGCGGCAACCCCCUGGCGCGGACGCCCUCCUCGUCGGGGCGCAGCGGCGAAUUGGUUCGCAGGCCGUCGCCGUGCCGGGGCUACCGCGGGUUCGUCAUGUCGUCCACGGUGGCCAGCGAGGGGACGGGCGGCCCCCCCGCGGUGGAGGUCGGGGUGCAGCACGUCGGGUGCGCCGAGGACGCGGCGGCCUUCGUCGCGCUCGCCGCGGCCGUGGAUCUCAGCAUGAACGCCUGCCGUCUCUUCUCCCACAAGCUCCGCAGGGGGCUGUCAUCAUCUGCCACCCUGCGGUGAUGAACAUUCUCCUCCGCCACUUUCUUAUUUUCCUUCCUCCCACUGUACAGGUGAAAUGUGAUUGUUCGAUGGAUUUUUUGUGUGUGUGUGUCCGAAUGACUAAUUCGGAGCAUUAAUUCUUUCUAUGAUUUUUCUAAGAGCGAGUGAUCAGUAGCAGAAAGGUUGUCUUCAUUUGUAGCAUUUGCUUGUUUGAGGAAUCGUAGCAGGAACAUUUUUGACA